Messenger RNA from Acyrthosiphon pisum (pea aphid), 4015 nucleotides. RefSeq names its product pro-resilin. The record is from RefSeq and is a predicted model, not a curated record. The transcript has 3 exons. Lineage: Eukaryota; Metazoa; Arthropoda; Insecta; Hemiptera; Aphididae. The coding region runs from base 179 to 2845 and encodes 888 amino acids.
CACACACACACACACACAUAUGCGUGCGUUAACUGCGAAUAUUAGCAUUGCCUCUCAAAGUUGAACAUCGCAGAAACAGUACGUCUCCGGCGACCGCUCGCUCACCAUAUAAUAUAAUACAUCAUCUAGUCGUCAGGCCGUAUAUUGUCUUCGUACCUACAUCGUCGCUGUCAUCAUCAUGUACGUCGAGUGGCUGCGGAGUAGCCCGUGCUAUGUGGUCAAGUGUGCGCUGUUGCUGCAACUCAUAUACAGAACGACUGGGGCAGGAUGUUCUGUGGACCAUGGCAGUGGGAUGAAUUAUCCGACGACCACUGCCAGCGGGACAUGGACAACUCGCGGCGGGAUAUCAUCUUACGGUUGGGAUAGCCGACAGCCUAUAGAUCCGUGUAGCCGUUGUACGAACGUCCCACCGCCAUUGCCCGGAUCUCAGUACACGACACAAGCCCAUGACGGUGGGAUGUACAGUGUAAAUGACCGUAUAAGUGUCAGUGGUUAUAUGUCAGACAAUCGGGGUUCUGUGAGCGGUUACAUGACAGAUAACCGUGGUAGUGCGGGUAUGCAUGGUUCAGAUAAUCGGCACACCGGUUAUGGUUCCGAUAAUCGUGGUAACGGUUAUGGCUCUGACAAUCGGGGCCACAUGAACGGUCGGCCCAACAGUUAUAACUCGAUCGGUCAUGUUACUGGCAACGGUUAUAUGUCGAGUAGUUCUAAUUACGGCGGUAACAGUCACGUUACUGAUAACCACGUUCAAAUAUACAACACACAUAUUGCAGACAGUCAAAUGAAAAACCCCAAUUACCGGGGUAAUGGUUACGACAAUUUAAGCCCGGAAUGGGAACGAAGACACAACAACAAGAAAGUUAACGUUGUAGGUGUCAGUGGUGGAAGCUAUGGAAGCGGUAUAGGUGGUGGUAGUGGAGGUGGCGGCUAUGGAGGAAAUAUAGGUGGGGGCGGUGGUUAUGGAGACGGUAUCAGUGGAAAUGGUAUUAGCGGAGGCGGUAUUAGUGGAAAUGGUGCUCAUGGAAGUGGUGGGUAUGGAGGCAGUAUCAGCGGGAGUGGUGGGUAUGGAGGCAGUAUCAGCGGAAGUGGUGGUUACGGAGUCAGUAAUUAUGGACAUGGUACUGGUGGUUCGGGAAACGGCGGUAGUGGAUAUUAUCAAGGAAUGUCGUAUCCUGUUCCCAAUAUUCCCGACAGCCACGGAACUCAUAUGCAAAGUAAUUACCAUAGACCGUCCACCGACCGGUGGAGUAUCAAAGGAGCAUAUCCAGUGAAAGUAGAAUCCGGAUACUGGCAGAGUCAACCACCCAAAGACAUCGGCUGGGAUGAGGCCAGCAAGAAAGUGGGAGUAAUAGCCGGAUGGAUUGGUGGCCCGAAAAAGUACGAGUCCAGUAAACCUUCAACGGCGUACGGUUCGCAUCAGGUGAAUGACAAAAAUGACGACGAUUACUUCAACAAGGGAACCGGUUACGAAAACAAUUCGGACCGAAAGAAACCUUAUAUGGGUUGGGGAGGUUCCGGAUCGUACGAGGUAAUCAAAAUGAACAACGGAUACAAGUACAUCGACAGGAAUAGCAACAGUGAUUAUGGUACUUCUUACGGAAACGGUUAUGGUUAUGGAGGACAGAAUUACAAUAACAAACCUAGUCAAGAUUAUGGUUUGAAACCGAUGAACGUCGACCAUGGCAGGCCUUACGACCACGGAACUUCAAGUUACGCUAAACCCGCUUACGGCUAUGAUAAACCAAUAAACGACUACGGUAAACCCACACACGAUUACGAUAAGCCCACACACGAUUACGGUAAACCUACUACACAGGACUACGGUACGCCAACCACUCACGAUUACGGCUCUAGGCCUCAUGUUGAUUUACAUAGUACACCGCGUCCAAUUGGGUUCGAAGCCACAACCCCCCGUCCACCAGGGUGGGGUUCUCAGAAACCUGGAUAUCCAGCGAUAGCUUCUCGGCCCACUCAGCACUGGGGUGAAAACUCGUAUGGUGAACAAAUGGGUAAUAUAGGUAGCGGUUCAGUGGGUUAUGACAGACCCGGUGGAAACGGUGUCGGAAGACCGGUUGAUUAUGGUACUUUGAGACCAGAAAGUUAUGGCACUCAGAGGCCAGUUGAUUAUGGAUCUUCGAGACCAGACAGUUACGGAACUCAUAGACCAGUUGAUUAUGGUUCUCCGAGACCAGACAAUUACGGAACUCAGAGACCGGAAGGUUAUGGAUCUCAUAGACCAGACAAUUUUGGAUCUUCUCGUCCGGAUAGUUAUGGAUCUUCUCGUCCAGAUGGGUAUGGAUCUUCUAGACCUGAUACUGGAGGAGAAACAUCAGACUAUGGAUCCUUCAGACCUCACGUGGGAUCCAUAAACAAUAAUAUGGUAUCAGAUUAUGGCUCCCAAAAACAGGAGUUCGAUAAAUUCAGUGGUUAUUCAGAUAACGAUGGUGGUAGACCGCACAUAAACAACAGACCGGGAUACGACAAUGAAAGGCCGUUUAUGAACGGAAAUGAAGUCUACGGUUCACAGCAGCAGGUGGGUUCGGGAUAUGGAAAAGGAUACGCGUCAAAUUGGGAUUAUUAUUCUAAUUCCAUGAGUCCGGAACACUCUAGGGGACAGUCCAGCAAUGGAUGGAAUGACCAGCAGCGGGAUUACUUGCAGAGGAGACCCGAUGGUGACGUGUUGCAGUCCGGAUCAAGCUUCAGGCCAUCCGAGUCCACUCCUUUACAUUACAACGGCCACAGCGGCAUCGGAGCAUCGACCGACAACGGUUUCCUGUACAGAGGAUCGUCGACGAUCGGUGGCUCAUCUACCACUCCUAUGCCGACGACGAAUAAUAAUUCGUAAUCAAUAAUAUUAUGAUUUUUAGCCGUUCUUUUUUUUCUUCGUGUACAUUGUUUCUCGAAACCGUGCAAUAUCUUCCUAGCGCUAACGGGGUGAUUAAUAUUAUAAUUAACAGGCGAUAUUAUUUUGGUAUCGAUUUGAUUGAAAAAAAAUGUGGGGAACGUUUAUUUUUAUUUUCCUAGGGUGGCAUAAUAUGUGAUUAGUGACAAUAUUGAUCAUCAUCUACGUAACACGUACAAAUCGAUUACUAUUUUAACAAUAAUUUUAAAUUAGUUAUAAGUAUAAACAUAACAUAUACAUUAUACAUAUUAUAUUUAUAUACACCGAGUGAUUUAAAAUUAAUACCACAGCCAUUUUAUCAUUUCAACAUACAAAACAGAGAAAAAUGUAUACGAAAGUUUUUUGGCUUAGAAAAAUCGACAUGGGAAUAUUAAAAUUAAAUGGGAACAUAAACUUUUUUUAUUUAUAAAUUUGUGACGGAAAAACAUUAACUAAUGUGAAAUUCUAUGUAUGAUAGCGAUUUAAAGUUUUGAUGAGCAAAGUGGCAUGGAAUAAGAGUGCCCCGAAAAAUGUUAGUUCAAUAAUCCACUCAUCUAAACUUUAAAUACAUAGGUACUUAUAAUUAAUCAACUAAAAUUCGAUUUUUUAUGUCAACAUACAUUUUACAAUUAAAAUUUUAUGUUAUCAUUAAAAAAUUGUAUAUAAAUAUAAUAUUUCUAAAAAAAAUGUAUUGCUUUGUAACAACUCAAAAUUAUGUAAAAAAAGUAUAUGGCUAACAUAAAUUUCGAAUCACUCAGUAUAUAUAUUAUAUAUUAUUAAAGGUAAUAGAUAUGCCAUAAGUUCGGUUAUGUUUACUUAAUAUUAUCUUAAGAAUUAUUAUUAAUGAUUCUCAUAUCUAUAUUACAGUUUGUGUAUGUAAUAUAAUAUUUACAUUAUAAUAUAAGUAUUAAUUGUAUUAAAAACAAUAUUAUGUUUAAUAUUGUAAGUAGGGACCUAUAUAUUAUUAUAAAUCGUAUUAGUUAAUUCAAUUUAGAUUUGUAUAAAAUAUAACACGAAGAUGUCAUGCCAGAAUUAUCGAAAAUAAGCUCGCAUAGAUUAAAAAUAAAUUGCACUAGAAUUGUUUCAUGGCAAAACACUUAUAAUUAUCCAAAUAAAAAAUAAUAUUAAUAUUGA